This is a messenger RNA of Rotaria socialis, 1146 nucleotides long. The record is from the annotation of a GenBank genome assembly. NCBI's taxonomy places the organism in Eukaryota, Metazoa, Rotifera, Eurotatoria, Philodinida, Philodinidae.
AUGGAAUUAACUUUUCUUGGUACCGGAUCAAAUAAUCCAAGUCCUCAUCGUGGCGCAUCAAGUCUCGCUUUACGUAUCAGUGGCACAAGUAAUAUAUAUUUAUUUGAUUGUGGUGAAGGUACACAAAUUCAAAUUCAACGUUCAACAAUACGUGCAUCGCGUAUAACGAAGAUUUUUAUAACACAUCUUCAUGGUGAUCACAUAUUUGGUUUACCGGGACUUUUAUGUACUCUUUCAGCAGGUGCAUCAUCAAUGUCACCUUUAGUCUUUUAUGGACCACUCGGUUUAAGAGAAUUCGUAGAAAAUACGUUAAGAUUAUCAUAUUCAUUUCUUUCGUAUAAAUAUGAAAUCAUAGAAUUAAUACCAAACACGUAUGAUGGCGUGGACGAAAGUAUCAUAAAAACAACAAUUGCUAAACAAGAAAAAAAUGAAAAUUGUAGAACAUUGAAUAUCAAUGAAGAUGGACGAUAUCAUUUAAUAUCCAAUGAAGAUAAUUGUUCAGUUUAUGCUGUUUCUAUUAGACAUCGUGUACCAUCCUAUGGGUUUGUCAUAGUCGAAAAUGAUCUUCCGGGAAAAUUUGAUAUAAAAAAACUUCAAGAAUCAGGUAUUAAACCAGGUCCUUUUUGUUCUCGUUUAAAAAAUGGUGAAACUGUUACCAUUGAUGAUGGUCGGAUUCUUUCUCCAACAGAUUUUGUUGGUCCAUCACGACCAGGUCGUUGUCUUGUUAUACUAGGUGAUUGUUCUGAUGCAUCAAAUGUAAUUCCAUUUGCUCAAAACUGUGAUGUUGUUGUUCAUGAAUGUACACAUGAUGAUAAUCUUCUUGAAAAAGCUAUUGAUUUUGGUCACUCCACACCAUCGAUUGCAACAUCAUUAGCUGAAAGAUGUCAUGCUAAAUGUUUAUUAUUAAAUCAUUUUAGUCAACGUUAUAAACCGAAAUCUGCGAUAGAAUCAAAAACAGUAGAAAAUGAAGAAAAUAAAAACAAAAGACAAAAGCGAAAAGAAGAAGAUAAUGAUGAUAAUAAUAAUAAUGAUGAUGAUGAAAAUCUAACAGUUGAUCUUCUUCUGGAACAAGCAAAACAACAUACAACAAUACCUGUAUUCAUUACUGAUGAUUUCUUUACUUACACUAUUCCUUUACCGAAAUAA